UUCAUUCAUUUCAACCACCAAGAGCAAACAGCAUUUUCACUACUAAUUAGCCACAUUCAAUAGUUGAGACUUGAGAGUGCUAAUUAAGUUUGAAAAAUGGCUAAGUUUGGUGCAUCCUCAAUUGCCCUAGUUCUCACAUUGAACAUUCUUUUCUUCACUAUGGUUAGUUCCACUAAUGUCCCAUGCACACCACCCCCACACUCCAAACCCCACCCUACCCCUACCCCCUCUACACCAUCGUCAAAGGGAAAGUGCCCAAAAGACACACUUAAGCUAAAGGUGUGUGCCAAUUUGUUGAAUGACUUAGUGCACCUUGUUAUUGGAAGUAGCCCAGCCAAGACUGAAUGUUGCUCUCUAAUUGAAGGACUUGCUGACCUUGAUGCUGCUGUUUGCCUUUGCACUGCUCUUAAAGCCAAUGUGUUGGGAAUUCAUCUCAACGUUCCACUUUCUCUAAGCUUGUUGCUCAACAACUGUGGCAAAUAUGCACCCAAGAACUUCCAAUGCGCAUGAUAAGCCAAAUUUCCAGUUCAUCAUAUUUAGUUUCUUUCAUUAUGUUUGCAUAUUUUCAAGGAAUUAAGUAUAUUUUUUAAUUCUAGUUGGUUAGAAGGGACGCUAGCUAACUAGUUGCCUUCUUUUCGAUCGUUGUACUAUCCAAUUCAUGAAAUAAAUGUUAUCUUUGGAAGUUUA
Capsicum annuum is the source of this 687-nucleotide messenger RNA. Its product is annotated as 14 kDa proline-rich protein DC2.15. The record is from RefSeq and is a predicted model, not a curated record. Bases 97 to 510 code for a protein of 137 amino acids. The transcript has a single exon. Lineage: Eukaryota; Viridiplantae; Streptophyta; Magnoliopsida; Solanales; Solanaceae.